UUCGAAAGAUCAUUUGCAUGCUCGUAAUACUGAUCGCCUUCUGCUUCUCCGAGGGCUUCAUCCGAAGGCCACGCGGAAAGGUGCACAGAAAGCGUCAGAUGGCCGAAAGCUAUCCCGAUCUCGUGUGGCUGGACGAAGGGGGGCAGAAAGGAGUCGGCAGCGAAGCAUGUAAGGGUGGUGGGGCGCCUGCGAAGAGCGACUGCGGGCUGGGCAAAGGCGAUCCCAAGUCCAAGGCAUCCAACAUUGCCCAGAAGGCGGCACAAGAGGCAAAGGCGGCCAACGAGGCACAGGGCUCUGCCGCAGAGGCGGCCUCCUUAAAGAUCAAGUCCGAGCUGGCCGACAAGGCUGUCCAGUCGGCCCGGGCAGCGGAAGCAGCGCUUGCGGGCAAACAGCAGAUCUUGGAGCAAUUAGAGGUUGAGCAGCGGGAGGCGGAGGCAGUCGUCAAUGAGGUCACGAACUCGCUUCAGAGCACCAAUGCGAAUGCGGCCGUUGCGAAUACCGCUGCUGUCGAAGCCCAGAAGCAGGUGGCGGACCUGAAGACUAUGUUGGAGGCGGCAUCUGCCAAUCUCAACAGUAUCGAGGCGGUGUCCAAUGGGGCGCAAAGGGAGAUGGAGGAGAAAACUCAGCUGCUGGAGGCGGCCAAGAACCGGGUAACAGUGCUCGCCAGACAGUUGCAGGACGCCAGGAAGGACUUUGACUCGACCAAGCAGGCAGCCUACAAAGCAGCCUGUGCCGCCGUCGAGGCCAAGAGGAAGGCCCAGAGGAAUCGUCGGAUGCUGCGAAAGAGGCAGCGAAAACGACAGGCUCGGGGAAAAUCAAAGAUAGCCUAGGGACUUUGAGUUGGAU
Drosophila persimilis is the source of this 846-nucleotide messenger RNA. RefSeq lists its product as uncharacterized. The transcript has 2 exons. NCBI's taxonomy places the organism in Eukaryota, Metazoa, Arthropoda, Insecta, Diptera, Drosophilidae. The record is from RefSeq and is a predicted model, not a curated record. The coding region runs from base 18 to 830 and encodes 270 amino acids.